AAAGGUUUCACAGCUCUAAGCGAAAUAUGCGCCUUGUCUCAUUAUCACUUCAGCACUUCACAGCGUGACAGCGACAAAAAGCCUACUGAGUGACAUGUCUACCCCACGGAGUAGUGACAGGCCCCUGGAGGAUAUGGGCCAGCCCUCCUCCUCAGUGGAGAGCAGUGGUGGGGAGGAGGAGAUGUGGGACCCUGGCCUCCUCUUCCCAGAGGUCCGGCCGUCCCUUCUGGACCACAGACAACUGAGGCUCCGGACCUGCCAGAGCCAUCUGUACCCCAGCACGCGCCGCAAAAGAGAGAUGACCCCUGCCGAUAAGAAGGACGCCAACUACUGGGAUAAGCGCCACAAGAACAACGAGUCGGCCAAGCGCUCGCAGGAGAAGAGGAGGGCGAAUGACCUGAUGCUGGAGGGCCAGCUGCUGGCCCUGAGUGAGGAGAAUGCCCGGCUGAGGGCUGAGUUGAUCACCCUGCAGUACCACAUGGGCCUGGGGAAAGAGGCAGGCCCAGCCACCCUGCGUUCCCAUGGCACGGUUCCACUGCACAGCCUGCUGCCCUGUCUGAAUCGCUCAUCAGUGCCUACCAAUCUGUUGAUGCCCUGGGGCUCCCUCUGCCUCCCCCAGCCAGCCCUGUACCCCAGCCUGCCUCUCUACCUGCCACACUGGAGGAGUAUGAGCGGCAGAACCAAGCCCUGGACAUACACAGAAGCUUCAGGGGCAGGUUCAACAAAUUGACUCAGCUCAGAAGGUGACAUCCUAGAAAACCAACCUGAAAGAAGUGCAUGAGAAGUUACUUAUCUUCCUUUUACCUGCCCAACAAAGAAACAGCCAUCCUACUUUCUAUACUGAGACCAGAUGGAACCCAUGUCGCUAUCUCCAAACGGGAGCAUCGAGGAAGUGGAGGACGGUCACAUAGCCUACCUAGAUGGGGAGCUGGCACCCAAGGGCCUGCGGCGCAAGAGAGAGUUUAUCCCAAAUGAGAAGAAGGACGCCACCUACUGGGAGAAGCGUCGCAAGAACAAUGAGGCGGCCAAGCGGUCGCGGGAGAAGAGGAGGGUGAACGAUUAUGUGCUGGAGAGCCGCCUGGUGGCCAUGAGUGAAGAGAACGCCCGGUUGAACACAGAACUGCUGGCCCUCAAACUCCACUUUGGCCUGGUGAGUCCUGCGGCCUACGCUGCCCACCAGAACAGCCUGCUACGGCUCCACCAUGCCAACACCUAUAGCCCCCAGUCUCCGCCACCCAGCAGCUCAACCCAGUCCCUGGACAGGGAUGUCUACUGGGGCAGGAGUCCCUGCUACAGAGACCCUUCCACCCUGCCCACUUACCACCACCAACCCUCCGUCCUGACUGGGCAACCUGCCCCUGCCCUGAUCCAUCCAAAUGCUCUACCAACCAGAAGGGGCUAUCCAUACAUCUUAGACAUGCCCAGUGUCCUCCACCCUGCAAACUCAUCCUCCCUUCUCCUGCCCCCACUUCUCCCCCCUGCCCUAUCGUCGUGGCCGGGGGUUCCCCUGCUGAGGCCCACCCCUAAGAGAAGGUGUUCAGAUGAGGAGGGGGAACAGCAGGUCCCAGCAGCCUCCUCCAGUGGUGCAUUACCGCACAAGCUGAGGCUGAAGACCCCCAGAGCUUCUACUGUCCUUAGGGAUGUCAGAGAUAGGGCCUCCCCCCCACUCCCGCUUUAUGUAUCUGACUGACCACACUGCACAGGGCAGACAAACCACAGCGCUGGAACAUUGACACCAAAGUUAUAGCAAAGACGUUAUGUACAACUUAAAACAGACAUUUGUUUGAUUUUUUUAAUUAUUGUUUUUGCUUCUCUGCCAUGCUUCUUUAGUGUCCAAGUUAACGGGACAAAAUCUAUUAUAGCAUACUUUACUGUAAAUUCUGCAUAAUUAGCCAGACUUUAAGUGUUUUAUAGCACUGAGAGACUCCAGUUCACUUAUAGUAUGUAUGUAAAACUCAAUAUGGGCAGCCAAUAUAAUAAUUUGAUUU
Oncorhynchus masou masou (cherry salmon) is the source of this 1988-nucleotide messenger RNA. RefSeq names its product nuclear factor, interleukin 3 regulated, member 4 (gene nfil3-4). Gene Ontology annotation, molecular function: DNA-binding transcription factor activity; DNA binding. Gene Ontology annotation, biological process: circadian rhythm; regulation of DNA-templated transcription. The transcript is spliced from 3 exons. Lineage: Eukaryota; Metazoa; Chordata; Actinopteri; Salmoniformes; Salmonidae. Gene Ontology annotation, cellular component: nucleus. The record is from RefSeq and is a predicted model, not a curated record. The coding region runs from base 851 to 1690 and encodes 279 amino acids.